Amoebophrya sp. A120 is the source of this 4565-nucleotide messenger RNA. Lineage: Eukaryota; Dinophyceae; Syndiniales; Amoebophryaceae. The record is from the annotation of a GenBank genome assembly.
GAGAACAGCAACAGCACCAACUGGCGCUGGAAACAAAGAUGGUCGUAUCUGGCGAUCACAACCCCCUUGUCAUCAUGGGCGACGAGAAUGGCCACGAAAUGCCGCUCUGGGACCUGUCCCUGAUGAGGUCCACGUCCGCCGUGCACGCCUUUAACCGCGUCGAGCGCUACCCGCGGGCCUUCGUCGCGAGCUUCUGGAGAGCCGUUUUCCCCGAGAACUUGCUGACCGAAUUCCUCUUUGCCGCCCGCGGCGGCGUGCGGAAAAUCCCGCGCCGGUACCUGCAGAACAUCAAAUCUGCAAUUCUAAGCGCAUUGAAGGAAGUGGCUGCAAAAUCUCAGCAGCAAGAAGGUAUUGCAACUACUACUACACCAUCGGAGACCGAGACGGAGAUCACAGCAGCUCAAGAUGCUUCAUUAUCGGGAGUGUCGCCGCCUGUUCAGAACCGCCGUCGUCCUUCUAUGCCUCUACUACCGCAUCCGCACCAUGCCCGCCUUGCGCUCCAGUUGCAGAUGAAAAGAGACCGGGAUGAAGCACAACAAGCAGAACAGCAACAGACACUCACGCAGGCAAAAAAUACCCACAGUGACCAGAAUUUGAAUAUGAAUGCGACCGCGCAGCCCCUGCUCCUGCAACCGGACACCAGAAUCGACGCUACAGAUGAGGCCCGCAACGCAAUGCAGCGAACCGCUGAAGAAGAGAUGGAAGUUUCGCACAUCAUGACCUGGAACUUCGCAAAUGUUCUCGUACCACUCUGGCGCAACGUCGUGAUGCGCGCAAAUGUGCCGGCGGUGGUCCCACCUGCGUCUGCAACCGUGGGCGAUAUGAAAGUGCACAACGACGCCUCCCCCUCGGUUGUCAUGACUGCAUCAUCUUUGCCUCUUGGCAAUUUUUGCAUGGCAGGUUCUAGCAGAAGCAGCCCCAACAGCGCUACAAUCUUGCGGCGAAAACUUGUCUAUGCAAAACCUCGUCUUGCUGUCGCUUGUAUUGCAAUUGCUGUUCAUGUCCUACAAAGGGGGGAGAGGCGAGUUAUGCAUUAUCAUACGACGGAAACAAUUAGAAGAGCCGCACUUUGGCGCCCCUCGUACUUCUAACCCUAACACACCAAGUCCAACGAGGACCUCCGUGUUUUCUGUCAACAGAGGAGAGCUAAGCGGAAAGCUUGAAGUGGCGCUCUCCCUCCUAGUAGACCUGAUCUCGCCGCGGUCCGGACCGGAGACUGCGCGCGCGAUGAUUUUCGCCGCGGCUGAGGGACACGCCAAUGAGCAAGAAAAAGGCCAAUCGCAGCUGAUGAGCCUUUCCGCCGAGGAAACGGGAGGAGACGACGGCUGGUUCCUUUACGAAGAUGAGGAAGAGAUGAGCCAAGAGCCAGUUCUUGACACCGCCAUUGAAUCCCAUCGCACAAAGGAAAGCGCAGCGCUUUCCUUUGAGUCCGCGAUCGCUGGAACGACCAAAGCCGCGGCCGUGUUGGAAAGCGGGCGGGCGCACAGCGACAAGGCUAAAGCAAGACGUGUGCACGAAAAAUUUAUUGAAAAGUUGGUCAGCACAUUUGGCGUCACGGACAGCAGUGUGAUGAGCAGCAUGGGCGUGUGGCUCCUUACGCGAGGCCGUGCAGUCACUGCCACAGCCACACGACAAGGACCUCCAGCUGAGGUCGAUAAAAAAUGGCCGUCCUCAACGUCCUCGGGGGGUGAUUCUUAUUCUAGUCGUUCAGAAGCGCUGCCUUCGCCCAGCCAGAACACGCCACCGCCGAGCUAUCCGAGCGUUGUGAACGUAUUGCGGAAAAUCACACUGGGGCCGCGGCAUGACCACGUACUGGAUUUUGUUCGUUCUUCCGCUGCGCAAGGGGAUCCGAACGGGACCGCGGCAGGGCAGAUGACUGCAAAAUCUGCAGUGCCUGCCGUUGUGCCCGAUGAAUCAUCUUCGGCGGGCUCUAGUACGACUUCUUCUCUACUCAAACCUGCAGGUGACACUGAGAGUCAGAGUACAACUGCGCGAGAAGAUAAAAAAGACACCCCGGACCAGGAAGACCGUCUCUACACUGAGCGAGUUCUUUCUGACUCUAGACCAGCUCAAGAAUUUCAAACAGACGAACUGGACCAGGCUGGCGACCAAUCCAUUUCCGAUUUGGUGGCGCAAACGGAGAACCUGAGCCUGCUACCUUCCACUCCUACUACUUCGCCCGGGAGCGGGCCUAGCACAGAACCCGCCAAGCGCACGAAUAGAGAAGAAGAAACAGUCCCACUGUCGGUUGUGGAGCCAGAGGACUCGCCUGCACCCUUUUUGUCUCCCGCGGAACCCAUCGCGCUGGGGAAAGCUCCGCCGAAAUUAGAGUCCGUGUUUCCGCAAGCGAUUUCGGAAGUGGAACUUCAGCACCACACGAAAAUUUUCAUUCAAAAAUUGAACAGCUACGCCGAACGGAACAAAGAGCAACGGAGCUUCACCGCGUCACCCUACGACACAAGUACAUCGUCGAAACAGCAGACGCAUGAAGAACAACGUGAGCGCGGACGGCAUGAUGAAGAAGUAGGCAUCCUACAAAAUCCGCCGCGCCCCGUCUUGAAAAAGUCCGGUGAUGUUCUUAUGGACAUAGAGUCCACUGUCACGGGCAGUCGCUGCUUGUUCAACCGACUUUUUUACCAAAGGAGCGAAACUGCCACUCCUCCGCUUUCCUACAGAAUCCAGAACCCGAAAGCCCGCGCAGUCGCCGAAGCAGCAGAUGUUGCUGUGGGCGUCUACCUAUUUAAAUGCAAAAGCAUCGCACUCGUAGUCGUAGCAGUGGCAUCAACUAUGGAUGGAGACAAGUCUCUUUCCUACAGUCCAUUCGGCGGUACAAACUCAGUUUUCAGCUUGACAAAAUUUGAAAUCAUCUGAUUUCCACUCCUAAACUGGUAAUGCGAUACUUUUGCAAUGCAUACUACCCAUUCCGGGUUCCGCCGCUUCACGCGUAUUUGGUCAAGGUUGCCGUGGAUGUUGGGAAAGAUAGCGGGCCGCUAUCCUGAGUAAACGUAAAGACGUCCGCACAUGCAGGUUUGCAUCAGCAGUGACAUUUGUAGUGCCCAUCUUCAUGCGAGGCAUCCUUAGUCGUGUUUUGGCAAUUGUACUGCUGUAGACCGGAUAAGGAGAUGAAUUUGUUAUGCCCGCUGCCCUUCUUGGCCUUGCUAAUCCGCACUACAAGAAGAACAGGUACAGAUAAGUAGACACUAGCCUCUUGAUUUGCGUACUUAGCAAAAUAAAAUCCCCAUUUUGACUUUGGGGGUGGGACGUGUUUUUUACUCAGGAUAAGCGCAGGGAUUCGUUUUCAAAAAAACCUUCGAACACACCUUCAUCGUCGGACGGGCACUGAUUCCGGAUGAAGCGCAAUACCGACACAGUCAAGAUGACGUGCAUCAUGGCCGGCACUUUUCCUCUAAUUUUUUCGUGUUUGACGCCACGAAUGCGUUUGGGGCGAACGGGUUGCCACCCUCUCUGCGGUUGCUGCGCCGAGAUAUCCAGUGAAAAAAACCUCAGAAUCCGACAACACAUGAGCUCUGCGGAAGUGGAGGAACAAGCGAAAGCCAAUUAGUUUAUUGAUCAGCUCCUUGAUGACGUUCUUCAUCUACUUGGUCACAAGUUUGAUUGCCUUUGAUGCCACACGUCGUCGCUGACAGCAAUGUGAGUGUGACCUACACCUGGUAUUUAGAUGCAUUAUGAAUUGCCGUUGCGCUCGAGGAGCAGGCGAGGUAUGCAUGUCUAAAACUAGAAGCGACCGCAUCAACGGUCGAGUCGCAGAUGCUGAAAUUUCGAAGAUUCUGAGAUUCUUUCCCGCAAGACCCGAGGACGUUGAGUUUCUGUUCUGCGCGCAAUGGCUCGAAUUUGACGAGAAAGUGGUGCCUCCAGGUGGAUCUUUUGCUUCUUCGGCUGAUGAUCGCGAACGAAAACUAGUAAGUGAGCGGACAAGGAGUCUUCUUGCCUCGCACGACAAGAAAACGCCGGCAGAUCCUGCCUCCCCUAUCCUUGGCGCCGGCACGACACCGAGAGGACUACAGGCAGUCUUAUCACACCCGCUAAAUAUCGAGCCUGCGAGUGCAGAUCUUUUGCAUGAAAAGGGUCCGCUGGGUGUUGGAGUUGUUGGUGUGCAAACGCGUGCGGGAAAUCCAAAGGCAGGAAAUCAGGACGAGGACCAUGUUGGAUCAGAUGUUCAACAGCAGCAAGCGUUGCGGCACACGAGGAAGAAAAAGGAUGAUCAAAUUCACAACACGAACAACAACGAAGCAAUACCAGUACCAGUAGCAGAGCUGCCCCGAGCAACUGCCAGUACAGUCGCAGAAAGCAUCAGUCGGACAGCGCUUGACAAGCAAAGCUGGAAACAGAUGUGGAACGAGCUCAUCUUCCGGGAUGUUUUGCCUCAAAAAAUCAUCGCAACGGAAACAAAUUCAGGAACUCCGAGAAUUGAAUACAUCUACCAGAUCAGUACUGAUUAAAGCCACGCUCGGAAUCUCUUUGUCUCGUCCCUGCAACAUGAAUUUGCAUACUUAUAUAAACUGCUACAUUCCAUGAAUAUGUUUGCACGCAGGUGCAGCAGCCUG